AUGGUAAUGUCUCCCAAGGACUAUUCUGCGCCAUCCCUUCCUCCCAAACCUCAAGAACGGGUCGGCACCAGCAAAGGCGUUGCCGACACCACUUUCUCCGACUUCGAGCUCCUGCGCGACGGUGUUCUCGAUCUCUCCGUCUCCAAUUCCAAGGUCAAGCUAUGCAAGAGCCGACGUACUGGCGAAGUCUACAUGAUGAAAAGCCUGCAAGACUGCGAUCAAAUCGUCUGGUCUGAAGAACCCAACGCUCCGCUCCCUGUUGCCUCGCCCGUUGUCACCUCUUGCCGUCUAUCGCGCGUUCCCGACAAGGGCGAUGUCUUCCGUUACUCGUCCUUCCCGAUCUCGACCGAGCCGCCUCUGCGGCAAAUCAGCUAUCCCUCCGUUCUUCCGCCAACAAUCUGCACUCCUUCGUCCCCACCUACGGAUCUCGCCGCUCUCGUUCCGCCUACGGUCUAUGUCCCUCCGUCUCCGCCUCGCCCUAUCGUCGCACAACGCAUUCCUACGCCUUUGCUUUCUGAAUCGUCUUUCCCUCCCGUUGUCAAGUCCGCCGACGUGCUCCCGAACCUCUCCAAGUUCAAGUACCCGUCCUGCCCCGUUAUUGAAGAAGAGGUGGAAGUGUCGACUCUUGCCCUGGACGAGGCGCCGUCUUUUCCACACACGCCGCCGCGGACUCUCACGCUUUCUUCGAUGCUGCAAGAUCAGCCCCAGCUCACUGCCGAGGAACGCAUGGACCUGUUCUGGGACUCCAUCGACCGCGAAGCUGCUGCCGUCCUCGCUGCCUCUCCGGCUUCGCUCCCGCUCAAGUGGCUCAAGCACCGUGCCUCCGUCGACGCGCUUCUCAACAAGGGCAGCUCGGUCCUCUCCUCCGUGCCUAUCCGCAAGCUUCGGCCGCAGAAGAGCGCUCCUGGUCUGUCGAGAAAUGCGCCCGCCAACGCGAAGAACGCGCCUGCCGCCGAUGCGGCAACACACCCUCUCCCCGAAGGCCUCCAGCAGAUCGGCAGCGGCAUCGGCUUCACGUAUCGCGUGCCCGCCGCCGCGGGGUCCAAGAGCUCCGUCUUCACCGUCUCCCGUGGCUCCGUUCUCCGCAAGCUCGGCGGAUUGCGCGAUUCUGUUCCCCGCCUCAAGGUCAACGGGUCGCGUCUGCGCGUCUAUGUUCCUCGCCUGCGGAUGGGGAGGAAGAAGUCGAGCUCGGCGCUGUCCAGCACGAUGUUUAACAGCGAUACGAUGUAUCCGGACGACCCGUUCAUUCGCGAGAGUUCGCUGGAUGAGGGCGAUGAGCAGGAUAUCAUCGAUAUCGUGAACGUGUAUGGGGAGUCGGAGUGGGCGAUGGUGGGGUCGCCAGUCGUUGGGCCCCGGUCGUUGAUGGGCUCACCUGCGAUAAUGGGCGCGGGGUCAUCCAUGAUGAGGAUGGACUCUCCGGUGGUGGCCGCGGACGCGUCGUUCGGAGCCAGGUUGUCGCCUGACCCGUUCAGGGCGAUGGCUUCGCCGUCGUACGCGUCGGGGACGCCGAUGUCAUCCUCGAUGACGCCGGCUCUAUCCUCGAUGACGCCGGCGCUGUCCUCGAUGACACCCUCGUCGUCCAAUGGUCCUCUGAUGUCGCCGCUGUCGUCGAGUGGACCUCUCACGCCGCGGACGCCCUUUGGAGAUGCGCUUGGGCGGGCCUCGUACGAGGGUAUGAAGCAAGGCGUGUACGAUGGGCAGAGCCGAGGGGCGUACAAUGGACCGCGAAAGGCGAAGAGCAUGGACGCCGAUGGCCUACGCCUUGUCACGCAGCCGGCGGAGGGCCUGAGGCAAGUCGUGUUCGCUGACGAGCGGUACCAGUAG
Molecule: messenger RNA, 1824 nt
Organism: Schizophyllum commune H4-8
Lineage: Eukaryota; Fungi; Basidiomycota; Agaricomycetes; Agaricales; Schizophyllaceae
Exons: 2
Coding region: 1-1824 (607 amino acids)
Source: RefSeq, a predicted model, not a curated record